Cariama cristata (Red-legged seriema) is the source of this 898-nucleotide messenger RNA. It is a transcript of the gene ZDHHC18, whose product is annotated as zinc finger, DHHC-type containing 18. Gene Ontology annotation, biological process: peptidyl-L-cysteine S-palmitoylation; protein targeting to membrane. The transcript is spliced from 8 exons. The annotation marks the transcript as partial. The record is from RefSeq and is a predicted model, not a curated record. Lineage: Eukaryota; Metazoa; Chordata; Aves; Cariamiformes; Cariamidae. Gene Ontology annotation, molecular function: protein-cysteine S-palmitoyltransferase activity. Gene Ontology annotation, cellular component: endoplasmic reticulum; Golgi apparatus.
CUUGGGGUGUUUCUCUGUGUUCUUGAUGCUGCUGUUGUAGAAGGUGACCGGGCUUUUUUUUUUAAACAGCUGCCCCUUCCUUGCCCGUCACCUGACCCUGGCCAUCCCCAUCAUUGCAGCCGUCCUCUUCUUCUUUGUCAUCAGCUGCCUGCUCCAGACAAGCUUCAGAGACCCAGGUAUCCUGCCCAGAGCCACCCCAAGUGAGGCUGCAGACCUGGAAAAGCGAAUCGACAGCAUGGGUACCUCUACCUAUCGCCCACCGGCCCGCACGAUGGAAGUGGUCAUAAACAAGUACGUGGUGAAACUCAAGUACUGCUACACCUGCAAAAUGUUCCGCCCUCCCCGCACCUCUCACUGCAGUGUCUGCGACAACUGUGUCGAGAGGUUUGAUCACCACUGCCCCUGGGUGGGCAACUGCGUGGGGAAGCGCAACUAUCGCUACUUCUACGCCUUCAUCCUCUCCCUCUCCUUCCUGACAGCCUUCAUCUUCGCUUGCGUCGUCACCCACCUCACUCUGCGCUCUCAGAGAGAUGGAUUCCUCGCCACUCUGAAGACGACACCUGCAAGUGUGCUGGAGCUGGUGAUUUGUUUUUUCUCAGUCUGGUCUAUUUUGGGCCUCUCAGGUUUUCACACGUACUUAGUCGCCUCCAACCUGACGACAAACGAAGAUAUCAAAGGGUCUUGGUCAAAUAAGAGGGGCUCAGAGUUUGCCAAUCCCUACAGCCAUAAAAGUAUCCUCACAAACUGCUGUGCGGUGCUGUGUGGACCAUUCCAUCCCAGUUUGAUAGACAGAAGAGGAUUUAUCCAGCCAGAUGUCGGGACCCCGUCCAGUCCUAAGAGCGAAAUCCCUUCCUUUGGAGCCAAAACUGACACCAGCAUGGUAGGAGGCGUUCCCUAG